Molecule: messenger RNA, 633 nt
Organism: Penicillium vulpinum
Lineage: Eukaryota; Fungi; Ascomycota; Eurotiomycetes; Eurotiales; Aspergillaceae
Exons: 2
Coding region: 1-633 (210 amino acids)
Source: RefSeq, a predicted model, not a curated record
AUGCCGGUCUAUAUGCUCCACGGCUUCCGCUGGCCCCGCGCUGGUUUCACGGGGAUCCGCGUAUACAUCGUACUCCACAACCUGGAAGAAGCAGCGGCGGAAUACAUCCAGCAACCGCUGACGACAGAGCUCCUCGCAGAAUCCUUCCACAAAACACAAUCUGACCUCAUAACCCGCUUGCCAGAACUGUCUUUUAUCGAACAGUAUGACCCCGCCGAUGAGGGCAGUGCCACUGUCAGCCAGGACCAUGCGUAUAUUUCAACGCGGGUUCUAGAGAUUCCAGAGGAUGGGAGUGGUGGUGCCGGUGGAGAGAAUAUCGAGGAUUGCGUGGAACAGGGCUCUGGGUUGACGGACGAUCAGACGGCCGCACUGGAGGCAUUGCGCGAUCGUCUAGCGCCCGGCGAGAAGAUCGGAUGGUAUCUUGUUUACAAUGGGGAUCCUGAACGGUGGUUCCCUGAUUCUGAGGAUGAGGAGGACUACGAGUCUGAGGACUCUGAGGAUGAGAGCCAGACUCAGCAACAGAGUGAGGCCCAGAGCCAGAGGGAGAGUAGGAGUAGUUUUACAGAGACUCCUAGCCCGCAAAGCUAUACAAGUCGUCUGACGCGAUUCUGGAAUCGGAUGAGCUCGGGAUGA